AAGGAUGCCUUCUUAUAAUUAGUGCGGCGAAGUGGGUAAUCGGUUUAAAAGAUUUCGUGAUGUAAUUGGGUUGGAAGUUUGUUGUGGUGCUGUUUUCAUCCUCACUCACCAGUGACGUCACAGUGGACAUUCUUCCGUCCCCCACUUGGCAACGCCGCCUGCGGAGGAAAACCACCUGCGCCGGAGCAGGAGCCUCGCUCGGCGUUCAGUCGCAUUCGAAGCCUCUUGGAGUUCGGUUGUACGAAGGCAACCCGCGAACGAUCGUGAGUCACAGGAAAAGUGCAGUUUGGACAAAGAACGUCGCUUUUCAGUGUGACAGUGCCCCUCCAGACCAUGCCCCAGGUUGCGUAACGGCCGACAGAAUGUGCGCUUCGCUUCUCAUCGCCCUCGGGCACGUGCUGCUGGUGUCGGCCUCCGCGGUGCCGGAGGACUGGGUCUCGGGCUCGCCCUUUUCCCAUUUUACCAACGACGACAGCAGGGCCGACACCUUCACCUCGGCCUACCUGAACGUGUCGCGGAUGACGGACGAGGGCUGGGUGUGGGACAAGACGGAGGUGGGUCGCUACGGGGGCGGCUACGUGGGGCCGGCGUACGGGCUUUUGGUGCACGUCAGCGCCAAGGGCCAUCCCGACGACCACACGGGCUGCACGUUGCCGCUGCAAAGUAGUCGCGCCGACCGCCGCCUGCCGCCCCCGGGGGAGCCGUGGAUCGCGUUGGUCAAGCGGGGACGGUGCAACUUCGAGGUGAAGGUGGAGAAUGCGUUCAGGAGCAACGCCGCCGGCGUGCUGGUCUACAACGACAGGGAUUCUUCGACUCUGGACAAGAUGAAGCUGUCCAGCGAUUCCGGACGCAACAUCAGUGCGGUGUUCACCUACAAGUGGAAGGGAGAAGACUUGGCCAGGUUGGCCGAAAACAAUUCCAAAGUUUACGUUCAUAUCACUAUUGCGAGUCAGACGUCGUCGAGGACGGCCAAUAUUAACAGGACCUCGGUGCUGUUUGUUUCCAUCACGUUCAUUGUCCUGAUGAUUAUUUCGUUGGCCUGGUUGGUGUUCUACUACGUGCAGAGGUUCAGGUACAUCCACGCGAAGGACCGGCUUUCGCGGAGGCUCGGAAACGCCGCAAAGAAAGCCCUCUCUAAAAUCCCGACCAAAAACAUCAAAUCCGAGGACAAAGAAGUUCAAGGAGACGGCGAAUGCUGCGCCAUUUGCAUUGAACCGUACAAAAUAUGUGAUGUUUUACGCAUACUACCUUGCGGGCACGAGUUCCACAAGAGCUGCAUCGACCCUUGGUUACUCGAACACCGCACAUGUCCCAUGUGCAAGAUGGACAUCUUGAAGCAUUAUGGAUUUGUGUUCUCGGGCAGCCAAGAAAGCAUCCUGCAGAUGGAAGUAGAAGAAAUCGUAGUUUUAGAGUCAGCGGAGAGUCGUUCAACUAGUCCGAGACGAGGCGGAGGGAUCAGUCCAUUGCCUGAGAUACGGGCCGUCGUCAUCGGCGACCGUCAGAGACUGUUCGAGAGUUCAGCCGACGACGAGAGCAGCCGCGCUUCCACCCCCGACGAGAUGACGCCCAGUCUCUCCCAAAACCGCCAGUUCCCCGUCAGACAAGACCUUUGCGUUAGUUGUAUAGCGGCCAAAGCCGCCGCAGCCUUAUCCAGCAACCAAAGCAAUAGCAAAGAAGCUUCCACUUCCGACGAGGAGAACGACUCAUCGCAGGUGCUUUCGAUAGACAGCUCGAUGCAAGUGCGCGACGAGAAAUGAACUCGUUUUUAUAAAACCGCGGUAGUGAGCAGCAAUAGUCGUUUGAACUGCCGAAACUUUGUGAUAUUACUUGUUUAGUUAUAAGUUUUUAUUUGUCCAUUACGAAUAAAGGGUGCUUUCCCGUACUAACAAUCGGAACCGCGGCCGAGAUCUCUGCGACAUGUUGUAGAUGUCGCACUUGCCGCGGUUCCCACUAUUCCACUUUCCAAAGGAUUCAACUCUGGCGAAGUCUUGUAUGAAGCGACGUGCUUAAUUUCAUUUGUACAAAGUUGAAGCUACGACUGAAUUACUCGUUACGUUCUUAAUCUGUAAUCGUACCAAUUUAAUCGCUUCCAGAUGUCUCGACAACAUUUGUACGGGUUUUUGAGGUUAGGAGGCGGGGUUUGGCCGCGUCGAGGCGGAGUUUAGAUGACGCACGAGUACAAAUGUUUUCUAUUUAUAAUAUCCCAACGAAUCUUACUCUAGUGAAACAAAUCUUAAUAAUGUUGUGCCUUGUAGAUAUCUACUUGUGAUGAUCAGAUGUCCCACACUGAGGGUGUGCGAGCGGAUAUUUUAUAUAACGGUGCGUCACCUGUUUUUAUAUUAUUUAUCUGUGAUUGUCGUUGUUUGAUGGGGCAUCUUAAGUUUUGACUUAAUUUGAAUUUGUACAAACUUACGGCAUGUACUUCAUAUGUUAAUUUCGAGUUGUUUUUGCUUGUACAUAUUAUGCUAAAACUGAAAUUGACUGAAUUAAAUAAUAGACAAGUA
Molecule: messenger RNA, 2504 nt
Organism: Zophobas morio
Lineage: Eukaryota; Metazoa; Arthropoda; Insecta; Coleoptera; Tenebrionidae
Product: E3 ubiquitin-protein ligase goliath-like
Exons: 9
Coding region: 363-1757 (464 amino acids)
Source: RefSeq, a predicted model, not a curated record